Molecule: messenger RNA, 2381 nt
Organism: Cylicocyclus nassatus
Lineage: Eukaryota; Metazoa; Nematoda; Chromadorea; Rhabditida; Strongylidae
Source: the annotation of a GenBank genome assembly
CAGGGUAUAGCCGGUCAUUCACGGUUGAUCAGUUCCAUCCAGUAAAAACCGUAAACGCAAAAUGAAGCUGUUUGGUCCGGGUUAUUACCGGUUCGACAUUCUCGUUUUGUUAUUCUACCAACUCAACCACUUCUUUGGUGUACAACAACUAUUUCCGAUCUUCCUCAACUACACUCCAAAGACCGUCUGUGAAGGAAAUCGAUGUUUUGAAGUACCAAAGAGCAAGUGCGUAGAAUGUCCCGACUGCCCAGAUCUUUGCGCUAAUGCAACAACACCGGCUGCAAAGAAAGAAUGUGUCGACAAAUACUCAUUUGCAUACUUCAAAUCUGCAGCAAUGGAGUAUAGAACUCCAUGUAAACCUGGCUGGAAAAACUUCCGUCCUGCUUUCGCACAAUACUUUGGUGUACUGGUGGGUAAUCUGUUCUUGGGAUGGAUUGCUGAUACUAUCGGACGUCGCAAGACUUAUAUUCUAUCACUUGCCAUCGGUAUCCCAGCUUUGGCACUGUCUGCUGCUAUCAACAACAUUCCGCUGUUCUAUCUGCUCAGAAUGAUUACUGGUAUCGGCAUUGCUGGAACCCAGGUCGUGGGAUGGGCUUACUGCUCAGAGCUGAUUUCUCCACAUCAAAGAUUCAAGCUGAGAACGUUCAGUAACUGGGCUAACGGACGUAUUCUGUUGACGUUGGUAUGCCUGUUCGCGGGCGAAUGGCGUCUGUCAUCGUAUCUUUCGGCAGCGCUGUCAUGUAUCAAGCUGUGCAUCGUGCUAUUCGUUCUACCCGAAAGUCAUAUCUGGUUGAGGAAGAAGGGACGUUUCCAAGAAAGUGAGGAAAGUCGCAAACGUAUUGCAAAAAUGUCCGGCAUGGAAUUUGAGCCAAUGGCACCACCUGAAGAUAAAGGAGAAGUCAAGGAACCGGAAAAGAAAAUUAGCAUUGCUGACGUUUUCAAACAACCUCACUUGCGUAAAAAUCUGCUCGUUCUAUGGACUAUGUGGUUCACUGCUGGUUUGACUGCUUAUCUAACUGAUCUCUGCGGUGGCGAUAUGACGAAAAACUUCUGGGUUGGACAAUUCUUGUCCGGAAUUCUGCUUUCGGUCGUCAGAAUUGUUCUCGGUUUCGCUGACGGUUUUCUACCAUGGAUGGGCCGCCGCUUUGUGUUGUUGGCUGCACAAAGUCUUGCUAUUGGAUUCUUCGCAUGUGUAAUUGCGUUCUUGUAUAUGGGAGCUAAAGGCGAAGUUUACUACACUGGAGUAUAUCUGGCUGCUUUCGUUUUCACCUCGAUUGUUUGGGAGCCAUGCUAUCUGUGCGCUUCAGAACUUAUGCCCACCGACGUCCGUGCUACCAGUACCGCUUCAUGCUCCAUUAUUUCGCGUGUCGCGAAUAUUGGAGCAUCCAUGCUUAGCCAACUUAAAACUAUCUACGAGCCUGGUGUGCAUAUGAUCUCAAUGGCAUGUGGUCUCUUCAACGUCCUCGUAGCAUUCAUCUGGCUACAGGAGACCAAAAACUGCAACUUGGACAACGUCGGAAAAGCGCCAGAGCCCAAAGCUGAUGCUAAGGAGAUGGAAACGCUUCUACCUAAAGGAGGUGAAAAUGCGGCUGAUGGCACCAAUGCAAAAGCAGAAGAUGGUGAUAAACACUAAAGCAAAACGAUGGAAAGCGACAGCAACUAGCACAACACCGCCAGUCUUUCGCAAAACGCCCGCCGCGCAACUUUACGCUCCGCCCACACCAGUCGAUUGGGUUUCGUGUUUGUGUUCGUAUGCAAGAAUAAGCUUUACUUUCGCAUAGGUUUAGUAUUUCUCAACGAUAUUCAUACUAGUGGCUUCUUCGCACAGCAGUCUUUGUAGCUUACACAGUACUAACAGUAUCUGUACUCAGAAAGGACUCGUCUGAAAAGUUCGCCCAAUCUUAUCUUUUAUGUUUAUACUCUGCAUCCUGAGGUGUCUAAUUAUUUUGUGUGUGUUGUGGUUGUGGACGUUAUUUGUUCAACUUCAUAUUAGGCGAUUUCUGCGCACAUGUUUAUCGGAAACAUUUCCCGCCCUUUUUUGUGCUGCAGCCCAACUCUCUUUUAUACUUUUUGCGACGUUUCAUUGAUCGUUUUACCGCGUCUUGUCUUACGCCACAACGAAACGUCGGUGUAACCACUAUCAUUUCUAUUUUUUAUGUGUCCCUUCAAGUUUAUGUUCAUCGAUUAUAUCGAUUACUUAAUCAGAAUAGCUGUAGUUUCUAGUUUGGAGUUCGGAAAAUCUCUCGUGCCGCAUCUUUUGACAAUUUUCUGUCUCACUCUUGUUAUGAUCAAGUAUCCGAUGCAGUACAGGUCUUAAUAUAAGGUCGUGUGUGUGAUCUAGUGUGAAUUCUGAUUAGUCUCAAAUAAAAGGUAUCGAUUGC